Molecule: messenger RNA, 3781 nt
Organism: Pristis pectinata (smalltooth sawfish)
Lineage: Eukaryota; Metazoa; Chordata; Chondrichthyes; Rhinopristiformes; Pristidae
Product: BTB/POZ domain-containing protein KCTD2-like
Exons: 6
Coding region: 47-700 (217 amino acids)
Biological process (GO): protein homooligomerization; proteasome-mediated ubiquitin-dependent protein catabolic process
Cellular component (GO): Cul3-RING ubiquitin ligase complex; cytoplasm
Molecular function (GO): cullin family protein binding
Source: RefSeq, a predicted model, not a curated record
AGGCCCCGCCCCCCGGCGCCGCCCCACUUCCGGAAAUGGCGGCGUGAUGGCGGAGCGGCAGAGCUCGGGGCCCGCGGGCGGGAAGGGCGCCGACUCCCCCGGGCCCGCCGACAGGCCCGGCAACAAGUGGGUGCGGCUGAACGUGGGCGGCACCUACUUCAUCAGCACCAAGCAGACCCUGUGCCGCGACCCCAAGUCUUUCCUGUGCCGCCUGUGCCAGGAGGACCCCGACCUGGACUCCGACAAGGAUGAAACUGGUGCCUAUCUCAUUGACAGAGAUCCAAGUUACUUUGGCCCAAUCCUCAACUAUCUUCGACAUGGCAAACUGAUCAUUAACAAGGACUUGGCAGAGGAGGGGGUGCUGGAGGAGGCAGAGUUCUAUAACAUUGCCUUACUUGUCCGAUUGGUCAAAGAACGUAUUCGGGACUUGGAGAAUAGGACUUCACAGGGUCCAGUGAAACACGUUUACCGUGUCCUACAGUGUCAGGAGGAGGAACUCACACAGAUGGUUUCUACGAUGUCGGACGGAUGGAAAUUUGAGCAGCUCAUUAGCAUCGGAUCCUCCUACAACUAUGGCAGUGAAGAUCAGGCUGAAUUUCUCUGCGUUGUCUCCAGGGAGCUGAACAACUCAACCAAUGGAAUUGUCAUAGAGCCUAGUGAAAAAGCCAAGAUUCUGCAAGAGCGAGGCUCGAGGAUGUGACCUUGUUGGUCGGAAUUGCUGCUUACAUUCCGUAUGUUGAAGAGGAAUCGUCCGUCUGCUGAGGGUGCCAACCCUUUGCCAUCCUCUGACACUGGCCUCGACACUUUCAGUUCACGUGGGCCUCCAAGAUUUGAGGGUUCGUUUUACUGAGAAAUCAACCUCUCUGCCUUUCACCUGAAGCCUAUGAGAGGCUCACAGCACUUCUCUCAAAAAUUAAUUGUUAAGGCUGCCAAAUCUCCCUGUGUCAUUGUUUGUUGUUGUAUAAUAUAUAUUCAGCCAAUGCAUUUAAUUGCCUUUAACAGACCUGUGAUGUUGCUUGUUCCUCAGUGACUAGGAAGCAAAGCCACAUUAAUUUCAGUGUGUGUGCUCAGUGAAAGUUCUUUUGUGUUCUUUCUGUGGAGCAUUGUGUGCAUGGAUUCCACUCAAUGAAUACAGGGCAGGUUUCUUGGGAGGGGCAGGAUACAGUAUUGUAAUUAUUGCGUAAACACUGAAUGAAGUGAUUCAGUAAUUCAUGUUAAUGUUAUUUUUCCUCUUGCAUUGGAUCACUACUUUUAUGACAAUAAUGUGAUGAUUAAACCAUUCAGUAUUGUCAUUCGGAUUUCGCUGAAGCGUUGUGCUGUUCUGUUUAGAAUGUUUACAUUCAUUUCAAAAUGCCAACAUGUGGUUCUGAGUUGUGUGGGUCCAAAUCUAGGUUUGCUGGAGAAGAGGCCAUCUUUAACAGUAUGUUUGGAAUAACAGUGAUCUACUUGUGCUGGAGAAUCCGAAGUGCAUAAGAAAUAAAUAUGGAGGGCUUCUUCAGUACUCAGUCAGACCAUGGUCAAUCCUGUACUUUGUCCACUUUGUACACAGUCCCCAGAUCCUUCGAUUCCCUUGGAGAGACUUUUGAAUACCAUCUCAAUUUUGAACAUACUCAACUGCUGAGAAUCCUGUUGUAUAGUAACAAUUUUACUGAUUGUUACUGUAAUCUGAUCUUACUGCCACAGUAUAACACAAGGUAGAUCAAUGGGGACUAUUAAUCACUGUAUAACUUGCAGUACUGCAAUGGGGGGGGGAGAUAUCUCCAUUGUAACCUAGGGCACAGCACUGGGGAACGUAAACAUCUAUCACUGGAACAUGGGGUAUAGUACAGAUGUACACGUACACCAAUGUCACUCAGCCACUCUGCAACCCUGUCCUUGCCAUCCUCACCAAAUCUCCUCCCAGUAACUACUGGGCAGAUCAAAGUUGUGUUCUGUUUCUGAAAUGAAUUUCACUUCUUAUGCACCAGCUCCAUCCUCCAUCCUUCUCCAUGAUAUCUCAAACUCAGCCGGACUGUUCACAAGCUUCAUCUCACAUUUAAGCGUACAACCGUACAUUUGUGCCACCGACAAGGCUGAUUACUUUUAAUUCAGUGCUGCCUCAACAGAAUUGCCACUGAAAUCAUCUACAGCUCAAUUACCUCCAGACUUCACUACUACUAAACCAAAACCCCCUCCAACCUUUUCGUUCUAUCCUCCUUAAGCUUCCAACAUCCAAAUAUCUGCUGCUCCAUCCAUCGUUUUGGGAAGUACAGUGGAUUAGCAGAGCACAGCUCAGAGGCCUGCAGUGCACUCAGUGUGGAGUUUGCACUUUCUCCCUGUGACCACGUGGUGCCUUCCAGUUUCCUCAUGUACAAAAACUGUGCUAGAUGGUGGAUUCAUUGACUGCUGUCAACUCCCCCUUUUGUAGGCAGGUGGUAGGAAAAUCAUGGGGCAUGUGAGAGAAUAGGUUACAGGGAAAUAAGUGGGUGAAUGGGAUCGCCCUGAGCCCCAGCAUAAACUCAAGGGGAUGAAAUGCCUCUGCGCAUGUCAUAAGAGAACAUGACCCCAGUGUUCACUAAUUUACCAGUUAAACAGCUAAAUUACAAGAUUCUUACCAUUUUUCAUAUCCUUUCAUGACCUGACUCCUUCCAGAUCUGUGUGUCUGGGAUAUCUGCCUCCUGAUUGUCCCUGUUGGUAAUUGCUUCCCCACUGGUUGUCAUGCCCUUCAUCUGCUAAACUCCUUUUGAUGACUUCCUCAAAUCUGGGAACUGUUGUCAAAAUUGGGAGCUGUACAUCUAGCAAGUCAAGUGACAGCCUGGAUCAUAUCUUUCAACCACCCCCAAGGCUGUCAUGGUACAUAAGAAACAGCACCCACCAGAGAUGGUGGCACAAAAGUGUUCAGUCAGGGAGUAUCUCAUCUCCGACACUGGCUCUGGACACUGAAGUCUCAUCGCAGCAGGUCAAACAAGAAGAAAACCUGGGGAUUGCCACCCAACUGUCUUCCCUCAGAUGAUGAAUCGGUGCACCUCCAUGUUGAACACAGGAUAGGAGGGGCACAGAACAAACUGGGAAAUUCAACAUCUAUCACAAAGAGUGGUUUGAACCACCAAGCUGGUUCAGUUCUGAAGGACACGGGACUGCAGCACAUGCAUCCAUCCAUGGCACUAUUGGUGGAAGUGACCACCGCAUGUUCCUCGUGGAAGCAAAGUUCAUCCUCAAUCCUCAAACCAUUUAUUGCACAGCACUACCUCUGCGUCAAAUGGGAUAGAUUUGCAACAUGAAUGUGGAAUUCAAAGCAGGAUAUACGGGAGAUCCUUUUGGUCAUCAGCGGAACUGCAAUCCACCACAAAGUAUUAGCGUGUUCUAUAAUUAUCAUCAAGCAAGCAAGCCUAAUUCAAUGAGGUGUGCAGGAGGGGCCUGCUGAGAGCAGGACCCACUAAACCUGGGAAAGCUGCAACAGAGCCCAGCAGUGGAAGCAGCAGGUGACACAGCUUGGCAUUCCUCAAAGGAUCAGACCAGAGCUCUGUGAGCCUGCAACAUCUGGUGGUGGAUUAAUGGGAGGAGGAAGCAUCUCCAAGAACAGCACCAACCUCAACAGCGGGAUAACCCAGGACAACUGGCAAAGACAAGCCUGAAGUGUUUUCAACCAUCUUCAGCCAGAGUGAUGUAGGAAGUAAUUAAGAACAAUUUUAUCAAAUCAUGAUUAUCUUUGCAUUGAUCAGUUACGUGACACAUUGCUGAACUCGACUCCAUUCCCUUUUUCCUCAAUAUUGCCACUGCCACUGUUUAAGGAAUGGACAAA